Messenger RNA from Cotesia congregata, 564 nucleotides. Lineage: Eukaryota; Metazoa; Arthropoda; Insecta; Hymenoptera; Braconidae. The record is from the annotation of a GenBank genome assembly.
AUGGAUCCUCAUGAAGUAGAAUUCCUAGGUGAAAAAAAGCAAGUUGAGAUAGUUCCCAACUUCAAUCUCGGUCAAGUCCACUUAAUUUCUGGUUCCAUUGGUCCAUUCCGAGCUGGUUUGCCUGUCAAUGUUCCCAUUUGGUUAGCCGUCACUCUUAAACAGCAGCAAAAGUGCCGAAUUUUAUCUCCAGAUUGGAUGCAGCUGGAAAAUCUCGAGGCAAUAAAAGAAAAUGAGAAACAAUCGAAAGAUUUCACGAGGAUGCCCAAUGAUCAUUACAUGGACCAAGCUCACAUAUUGCUCAACGCUGCAUCCGAUGAUUUAGUUGAGGUAGAUAGCAUUCGUACAUCUAUAAAAGAUAUCUGGGAUACGAGGAUGUCCAAGCUUCGCACUUUGAUCGAUGAGUUAUUUAGAGAUGAGAAUGGAGAGCAUGCUUUGUUGAAUAAUCUUACCUUGAUGGAGAUUACUAGUGUUAGGUCACUUUUACCUAACGCUAUGGAUCAGUUGCAGCGGAUUAAGACUAGCGAGGAUCGUGUUAGAGGCUCUCAAACGCAGGAUUCAUUAUAG